UCCUAUGCAGUGCCACCUCAGGAAAUCUUGUCAAAAGAUUCCGUGACGGUGUCUGUAGACGCUGUCGUCUAUUUCCGUACCUCCGAUCCCAUCGCUUCUGUAAAUAACGUAGAUGACGCUAUUUAUUCGACAAAAUUGUUGGCACAAACUACACUCAGAAAUGCAUUGGGUAUGAAAACCCUAACAGAAAUGCUUACCGAACGUGAAGCGAUCGCUCAGUUGUGUGAGACGAUACUUGAUGAGGGAACAGAACAUUGGGGAGUAAAGGUGGAGCGAGUGGAAGUGAAAGACAUUAGGCUACCUCAGCAGCUGACCCGCGCGAUGGCGGCAGAGGCCGAGGCUGCACGAGAGGCUCGCGCUAAAGUGGUCGCGGCCGAAGGAGAGCAGAAGGCUUCUCGAGCACUGAAAGAAGCAGCGGAUGUUAUCCAAGCGAAUCCGGUCGCUCUCCAACUCCGACAUUUGCAAGCGCUCAACAGCAUUGCGUAUGAAUACUCACGUAGCUUAACAAAUCGUACUGAAAAACCUUCUUUGACUUUCAGGGCUGAGCACAAUUCAACGAUUGUAUUCCCUGUGCCAGUGGAGAUGUUUGGCGCUUUCAUGAAGAAAGAUGUCUGAUA
This is a messenger RNA of Cylicostephanus goldi, 617 nucleotides long. NCBI's taxonomy places the organism in Eukaryota, Metazoa, Nematoda, Chromadorea, Rhabditida, Strongylidae. The record is from the annotation of a GenBank genome assembly.